GCGAAUUUGGGGCUCCCAUUCUGCAUUGGGUCGGCAUCAUGAACAUGGUCAAGGACAAGCCGGCGAUCUCGGGUGCUCUUGCGCGCCACAAGGGAAACAUCGCUGCAUGGACAGGUCUCUUCGCCUUUGUGCUCUUCAGCUAUCACUUCCUCAGCGAUGGUGACUUUUCCUUCCUCAUGACGUUUGGUUCGUUUGUUCGUGCGUUUGGGUUUGGCAUCUUGAUCUUCAAGUCCCUUACGCAAAAGUCGGUGUCUGGUCUAUCGCUCAAGACGUUGCAACUCUACGGCUUCGUGUUCUUCUUUCGCCUGUGCUCGAUUACGCGGUAUCAAGGAUACCUCCCUUACGACCGAAGCGGCGAUUGGCUCUACACGUUUAUCGAGUUUGUGGGCCUCGGCUUGACUCUUGCCGUGAUUUUCCUUGUCACGGUGCAGUUCCGCGGAUCGUACGACUUUAAGUUUGACACGUUUGGCCACUUGCACGUGCCCAGCGAAUACGGCAUCGUUUACAUUCUGGUUCCAUCCAUCCUUCUCGGCAUGUUGAUCCACCCGAACCUGAAUAUGAACUGGUUUGCCGACGUGUCGUGGACCAUUGCGUUGUACAUUGAAGCGAUUGCAAUCUUGCCGCAAUUGUUCAUGUUUCAGAAGCGGGGCGGCGGUGCUGUCGAGACGUGCAUUUCGCACUGGGUGUACGCCUUGGCGUUUGGCAGCUUCCUUCACCUUUGGUUUUGGCUCUUUUCGUACCACGAGCUCGGGGAAAAGAACGCUGGGCACCAUGUGGGAUACACUGUCAUCUUUGUCCAAAUCGGCCACAUGCUGAUGAUGGGCGACUUCUUGUACUACUACUUCAAGAGCAUGAAGGACGGCGGUCCGAUGAUGCUACCCACGCAUGGCGAUUUCCAGGCGUAGGUCGGGUAGCGUUGCAUAUUUUACAACAUGACGAUGCAUCAUUUCAA
Aphanomyces invadans is the source of this 952-nucleotide messenger RNA. RefSeq lists its product as hypothetical. The coding region runs from base 39 to 905 and encodes 288 amino acids. Gene Ontology annotation, molecular function: ER lumen protein retrieval receptor activity. Lineage: Eukaryota; Oomycota; Saprolegniomycetes; Saprolegniales; Verrucalvaceae. Gene Ontology annotation, biological process: protein retention in ER lumen. The transcript has 6 exons. Gene Ontology annotation, cellular component: membrane. The record is from RefSeq and is a predicted model, not a curated record.